AUGAUUUUCCUGGAAGUGCGGAAACGUGACCGAAAUCAAAUCAACCAAGUUGCCUUUUUAGCCCAUACUAGACUCGAAAGUAAGGUGGCUAAAACAACAGCUAUGAUAACUGUUACAAUAGUUCUAUCCUUCGUUCCACUAAUUAGUAGAGCCAUUUUCCCCGCUUUCCGUUCUUAUGCUGCUAACCGCUCCGCAGAAACGGUGGUGCAGUUUAAUUCUUUAGUAAGUCCUAUCAUGUACUCGUACAGAGACAAACGUUUUCGAAACGCUAUCCUAGAGCUCUUAGGCGUCAAGAAAUCGCAACAACGACUUGACGGCCGAAGAAAUUUAAGAAGACGAGAAUCCGUAGGAUUGGUAAAUCUAGCGGAGCAAACACAGGGCACCCUAGUUCCACUCUCAAAAAGAUCAGCUUCGGUUGAGCCUUCUAGAAAUCCAAAGAUGCAAGUGAAAAGAUCUCUGUCCGAUCCCACGCCUACCAAAUGUGACAAAACGUGCAUUGCCCAUCCUAGUAAAUUAAAGUUACAGCAACGCGCGACCAUUUCUAUGACAAGCGCCGCAAUCCACCAUGAA
Pocillopora meandrina is the source of this 570-nucleotide messenger RNA. NCBI's taxonomy places the organism in Eukaryota, Metazoa, Cnidaria, Anthozoa, Scleractinia, Pocilloporidae. The record is from the annotation of a GenBank genome assembly.